AUGUUCCGUCUUAUCACGCCAAAACCUUCGACCUUUUUGAGGGUAAGGCCUGUUAAAAGGCUUUACAGUACAGUCAAAACUUCUACCGUUGAUUGGAAGCCAAUCAAGACAAAGAAGACACCAUAUGAAGGGUAUCAAAAGAAGGAAUCGACAUUUACAAGGAAUAUCUUUUUGGGGUUGAUGAUUGCUAUGCCAGUUAUUUCUUUCUAUUUGGGUACCUGGCAAUUGAGAAGGUUGAAAUGGAAAACUAAUCUUAUUGCUUCCUGUGAAGACAAACUUACCUACGACCCCAUCCCUCUACCAAAACAUUUUACUCCGGACAUGUGCGAAGAUUGGGAAUACCGUAAAUGUACUGUUACUGGUAGAUUCUUGCACGAUGAAGAGAUUUUUGUUGGUCCUCGUGUGAGAAAAGGUACUAAGGGAUAUAUCCUUUACACUCCGUUUAUCAGGAAAGACACGGGUGAGAGAAUAUUAAUUGAACGUGGAUGGAUUGCAGAAGAGAAAUUGGUUCCAUCCUCUCGUACUCUAAGACAUUUAUCUCUGCCUGAAGGUGACAAUGUCACAGUUACUGUUUUGGUUCGUGCUGCCAAGGAUUUAACGUCUUUGCAAUGGGAGAAAGAGGAUAGAGACACUAGAUUAUGGCAAGUCUUGGAUAUCAAAGACAUGACUGCUGCCACAAACACUGCUCCUAUUCAUUUCCAGGCCUUGUAUGAUUUAAAGGACCAUCAUUGGGAAGAAGAAGAUAAUACUGCUGAAAGCACAACCGCAGAUGACAAUCACUCCUCAUGGAAGUUUUGGUCCAAGAAAAAGAACAACAGCGAUAGCAAAACUGAAAAACUGGAAACGAAACAAACAACUGAGCAUAAAUUAGACGAUGAUUCGAUUGAGUUUGACGAGUUUCAAUUCGCAAAAGCUGGUGUCCCUAUUGGGAAAAUCCCCAAGAUUGACUUGAAAAAUAAUCACUUACAAUAUUUAGUUACAUGGUAUGGGUUGUCGCUACUAUCAAGUAUUUUCUUAGUUAUCGCUUUGAGACGUGGUCGUGGUUCUGCGAUGUCUCAAGAACAGAUAAAGAGACACAAGUUAAAGCAUGCCAAGAGAUUUAUGUGA
Messenger RNA from Kluyveromyces marxianus DMKU3-1042, 1107 nucleotides. RefSeq names its product cytochrome oxidase assembly protein SHY1 (gene SHY1). NCBI's taxonomy places the organism in Eukaryota, Fungi, Ascomycota, Saccharomycetes, Saccharomycetales, Saccharomycetaceae. Gene Ontology annotation, cellular component: mitochondrion; membrane. Gene Ontology annotation, biological process: mitochondrial respiratory chain complex IV assembly. Bases 1 to 1107 code for a protein of 368 amino acids. The transcript has a single exon. The record is from RefSeq and is a predicted model, not a curated record.